UGCCGGUGGCUCCAGCCGGAGCGGGGAGCGGCUCGCUGCAGUGAGUCUCUGCGGGGGUCGGAGCCUCUCAGACGGGAUGGAGCCUGCCGGUGAUCCGCUCCGCUGAUCUCCGGCCGGCUGCUGGUGUUUGUGUCCGGUCCGCCGGUGAAGAUGUCGGUCUCCGGGAUGAAGAAGCAGCUCCACAAAGCCAGCCAGCUGCUGAACGAGCGGCUGAUGGGAGCUGAAGGAACAAAGAUGGACGACGACUUCCUGAAGAUGGAGAAAAGUGUUGUUGUCAUCCACUCUCUGCUGCUGGAGCUGCUGUCCAGAACCACAGAGUUCCUCCAACCAAACCCAGCAGACAGAGCUAAACUGAGCAUGCUCAACACGAUGUCCAGGAUUCGAGGACAGGGGCAGUCGGUGGGUUACCCGCAGACAGAGGGCAUGCUUGGAGACUGCAUGUCGCACUACGGCCAGGAGCUCGGAGCUGCUUCUGAAUUUGGCGGUGCUCUGACUGUUAUGGGUGAAGCUCUGCAGCAGGUCGCUCAGGCCAGAGACGUUCUGGAUGUCAACGUUAAACGCACCUUCAUCGACCCUCUGCAGGAGCUCCACAACACGGAGCUGAAGGACAUCAGGUACCAGCUGAAGAAGCUGAACGGCCGUCGGCUGGACUUUGACUACAAGAGGAGACGAAGAGGGAAAGUCCCAGCGGAGGAGGUCCAACAAGCCUGGGACAAGUUCAUCACAUCCAAAGAGCUGGCGGAGAGGAGCAUGUUCACCCUACUGCAGAGCGACGUCGAUCAGCUCAGUCGUCUGGCCGCUCUGGUCGCUGCUCUGCUGGACUUUCACCGCGACGCCCACCGCAUCCUGCUGGGUCUCCAUGGCGACCUGCAGGUCAGUCUGACUGCUGCCAGUAACAAACCAGAGCGACGUUUCAGACCCAAAAGGAUCCGAGUCAGAAGUGAACACAACGGCGGAGUCGGAUUUUACCAGCAGCCGUCCAUCACAGCUCCAGUUCCCUCAGGAGAGCAGUUCACAGUGUUACCGUCCCGACCCGGCAGUCCCAUCUCCUGUUACGCUGACAGUCAGCUGGUCCUGGAUCAGCCCUGCUGCCGGGCGCUGUACUCCUUCCACCCGAGCCACGAGGGCGAGCUGAGCUUCAGCGUGGGCGACGUCAUCGUCCUCACCAAUCAGGUUGACGCCAACUGGUACGAGGGCAACGCCGGCGGCCGAUCGGGACUGUUCCCCGUCAGCUACGUGGACGUGCUGGUGCCUCUGCCGUUACCAUGACGACAUAUUAGAAACACACCCACGCUAAACGCAGACAUCACAUCGUACGUGUUGAGCGUGUUUCUUUCAAUGAUGCAACUCUUCAGCUUCUGAUUUGCACUUUUUUCACAAGCGGCGUGUCUGUUUUACUGGGAAGGAAGGCCAUAGUUUCUACUGUAGAGAGCUUUAGUUUCUACUGUAGAGCGCUUUAGUUUCUACUGUAGAGAGCUUUAGUUUCUACUGUAGAGAGCUUUAGUUUCUACUGUAGAGUGCUUUAGUUUCUACUGUAGAGUGCUUUAGUUUCUACUGUAGAGAGCUUUAGUUUCUACUGUAGAGCGCUUUAAUGUCUACUGUAGAGCGCUUUAGUUUCUACUGUAGAGCGCUUUAGUUUCUACUGUAGAGCUCGUUGGUUUCUACUGUAGAGCGCUUUAGUUUCUACUGUAGAGCGCUUUAUUGUCUACUGUAGAGCGCUUUAUUUCCUACUGUAGAGAGCUUUAGUGUCUACUGUAGAGAGCGUAAGUUUCUACUGUAGAGAGCUUUAGUUUCUACUGUAGAGAACUUUAGUUUCUACUGUAGAGCGCUUUAGUGUCUACUGUAGAGCGCUUUAGUUUCUACUGUAGAGCGCUUUAGUUUCUACUGUAGAGAGCUUUAGUUUCUACUGUAGAGCGCUUUAGUUUCUACUGUAGAGCUCGUUGGUUUCUACUGUAGAGCGCUUUAGUUUCUACUGUAGAGCGCUUUAAUGUCUACUGUAGAGAGCUUUAGUUUCUACUGUAGAGCGCUUUAGUUUCUACUGUAGAGCUCGUUGGUUUCUACUGUAGAGCGCUUUAGUUUCUACUGUAGAGCGCUUUAUUGUCUACUGUAGAGCGCUUUAUUUCCUACUGUAGAGAGCUUUAGUGUCUACUGUAGAGAGCGUAAGUUUCUACUGUAGAGAGCUUUAGUUUCUACUGUAGAGAGCUUUAGUUUCUACUGUAGAGCGCUUUAGUUUCUACUGUAGAGUUUUAGUUUCUACUGUAGAGAGCUUUAGUUUCUACUGUAGAGCGCUUUAGUUUCUACUGUAGAGAGCUUUAGUUUCUACUGUAGAGCGCUUCAGCGUCUACUGUAGAGCGCUUUAGUUUCUACUGUAGAGCGCUUUAUUGUCUACUGUAGAGCGCUUUAUUUCCUACUGUAGAGAGCUUUAGUGUCUACUGUAGAGAGCGUAAGUUUCUACUGUAGAGAGCUUUAGUUUCUACUGUAGAGAGCUUUAGUUUCUACUGUAGAGCGCUUUAGUGUCUACUGUAGAGCGCUUUAGUUUCUACUGUAGAGUUUUAGUUUCUACUGUAGAGAGCUUUAGUUUCUACUGUAGAGAGCUUUAGUUUCUACUGUAGAGCGCUUUAGCGUCUACUGUAGAGCGCUUUAGUUUCUACUGUAGAGCGCUUUAGUGUCUACUGUAGAGUGCUUUAGUUUCUACUGCAGAGAGGUUUAGUUUCUACUGUAGAGCGCUUUAGCGUCUACUGUAGAGCGCUUUAGUGUCUACUGUAGAGUGCUUUAGUUUCUACUGUAGAGAGCUUUAGUUUCUACUGUAGAGAGCUUUAGUUUCUACUGUAGAGCGCUUUAGUUUCUACUGUAGAUGGCUUUAGUUUCUACUGUAGAUGGCUUUAUUGUCUACUGUAGAGAGCUUUAGUUUCUACUGUAGAGAGCUUUAUUGUCUACUGUAGAGAGCUUUAGUUUCUACUGUAGAGUGCUUUAGUUUCUACUGUAGAGAGAUUUAGUGUCUACUGUAGAGCGCUUUAGUUUCUACUGUAGAUGGCUUUAGUUUCUACUGUAGAUGGCUUUAUUGUCUACUGUAGAGAGCUUUAGUUUCUACUAUAGAGAGCUUUAUUGUCUACUGUAGAGAGCUUUAGUUUCUACUGUAGAGUGCUUUAGUUUCUACUGUAGAGAGAUUUAGUGUCUACUGUAGAGUGUUUUAGUUUCUACUGUAGAGAGCUUUAGUUUCUACUGUAGAGCGCUUUAGUUUCUACUGUAGAUGGCUUUAGUUUCUACUGUAGAUGGCUUUAUUGUCUACUGUAGAGAGCUUUAGUUUCUACUGUAGAGAGCUUUAUUGUCUACUGUAGAGAGCUUUAGUGUCUACUGUAGAGAGCUUUAGUGUCUACUGUAGAGAGCUUUAGUUUCUGACCUCAUGUUAAACUUUAAGCUAUAAAAGCAUCAGUCAGUAAAUACUGUGUAAACAUGUUUAGACUAAAGUGCGUGUUUCCCUUUAAGACUUUUACCUUCAUUUCCUGCACAAAGCGAGUCCUGCCUUCACAUUACUGCACAACAUCAGUCUGAUGCUGUCUGCUCUUAUGAGUAGGAUAGACUGCAGACUGCUGUGAAUAGACCACUAUCUGGGCACUUCCACUAUAAUGUAUAAUUUCAUGAUGACAAUAAAUAAAAGAUACUAUUAUAAUUAU
This is a messenger RNA of Sebastes umbrosus (honeycomb rockfish), 3674 nucleotides long. RefSeq names its product SH3-domain GRB2-like 3b (gene sh3gl3b). The record is from RefSeq and is a predicted model, not a curated record. NCBI's taxonomy places the organism in Eukaryota, Metazoa, Chordata, Actinopteri, Perciformes, Sebastidae. Bases 151 to 1269 code for a protein of 372 amino acids. Gene Ontology annotation, cellular component: cytoplasm. Gene Ontology annotation, molecular function: protein binding. The transcript is spliced from 10 exons.